Molecule: messenger RNA, 738 nt
Organism: Sorghum bicolor (sorghum)
Lineage: Eukaryota; Viridiplantae; Streptophyta; Magnoliopsida; Poales; Poaceae
Exons: 2
Coding region: 227-511 (94 amino acids)
Source: RefSeq, a predicted model, not a curated record
GUAAAACGAUUCGUGCAUCAUCAUUGCGAUUCCCAGUCGCGUUUUAUUUUAGAGACACAAGAAAAGACGACAGCAGCCCACAGGCACAGUCAGGGAGACAAAGCUGCGGCUUGCGGUAACAAGUUGAGGCAAGUUUCAACGGCCCGACCCGGCCCACCAGCAGAGGAAAGACUCGAUUCCUCCUCCCAUCUCCGCCGAGCCCGAAUUCGCACUCACGGCCGCGGCCAUGGAUUCCGGCGUGCCUGCCCCUGCCCUUUCCGCUGCCAAAGUCAAGCUGUGCCGGCGGUGCAAGGCGAGCUACGACCCCUCGGCCAACACGCGCCUCUCCUGCAGGUUCCACCCUUCCUUCUUCGUCUGCCGCCGACACGACGACCAGAAGAGGUACUACGAGCUCCGCGACGGCGACCCUCCGUACGCCGCCAAGUUCUACGACUGCUGCGGCGCCGAGGACCCCGACGCUCCCGGAUGCACCACAGACCUGCACCGUUCCUACGACGACGCCCAGGACUAGCAAGCAACCCUCCCUCCCUCUUCCACUUCCACACCCACCACAGGCCUCAUCUUAAUCUCCCUCUUUAGUCUCAUCUACCGUUUGCUUUUGCCUCCCCUCCCAUCCUAUCCUCUCUAGUCUGUAGAGGAGGAGAUAAGGAGAGCAGCUGUCCUGCUGCAGCCAUCAAAUUAAACCAUCUAUGUACAAUAAAUAAAGUUGCAAAAUAACCCGUGCUUGCUUUGAAUUCA